AAAAAUGUUUUUAUUUAUUUUUUAGCCCUGGAUCGUUUAAUAAAUCAGUAAAUGAUUGAAAAUACAACUAUUUACUUUUAGUUUAGUUCAGUUCAUUAUUAUUGUUGUAUUUUUGAUCAUUUAAUGAUUUUUUUAUUCAAAAUGACUACGUAACUCUGGUACUACUAGCGCCACCUAUAGCGCUGUUACCCAGUUUGCGCGCCAUCUAGCGUGUGGGGAAAUAUAGUUUUCUGAAUUUUGGCUCUCAGAGUGGCGUAUCUAUACCAGUAUUAGUGUAUAAUCUAUGCUUAGUACAGUCCACUUGCAUUCAUUUGGUAGUAACUAAUAAACCUUUGAACUGUCAACACGUUGUUUUUAAAUGUGCUACACCGUCCAAGCAAAAAUCAUCCUUAUCGCCGUGAACAGUCGGUGUCCAUACUUCUUAAGCUGUUUUAACUGAAUUUCACACUCACUUUGGAAUCAAAAUAUAAACAAAUACUUCAUAUUUGUUUUUACAUAACCUAUUAUUUAUUUUGAACUCAGAACUAUCACACAAACUCAAAAGACAAGCAACAAUAAUGAUAUCAAAUCAACCACACCAACAAUGUUUUAAAACAUCAAACAAAUCAACCAAUUUAGUCGCUUCAGACUCUCAACCAGGGAUGUUACGGAGGUUCGGUUCCGAUUCCGAAAAGUCGGAACUUCCGAUUGUUUUUACACUUCCGAUUUCGGUUUCGGUUCCGAAACUUUUAAAUCGGAGGUUAUAUCGGAGGUCGACGCACAGCGGUGCGGGCGGCGCGUGGCCGCAGCCACGAACUUGUUUAUACUUGUCGCGCGGGGGAUGCCCCGCUCCACGUAGUUUUGUCAAUUACUUACUCUUUCAUUUAUUAUUGUUUUGCAUUCGGGAUCGGGUCAAUCGUUUUGUUCGUGCGUUUGAGUUUCAAGUAAACUUAAGAGUUGUUAAUAAGUGUUGGUGUGUUUUAUUAACGAUUGAAUGUGACACAUUUAAUUGAAUUGAACAAUGAAACCAAAAACUAGUUUUAUUUGGAACUAUUUUGAUGAAGUUUGUGCUACUACGGCAAAGUGUAAACUUUGUGAGAAGAUAUAUUCAAGAAAGGGAGGUACCACUUCUUCUUUAAAAAGUCAUUUAAAGUCGGUGCAUGCUACUGAAUAUGAAGAAUUAAUUAAAUUAGAAUCUUCAAAGAAAUGUUCACAACGGCCUACGACUUCAACAACACCUCUUCAAGAGGUCAAAAAACAAAUUACUGUCCAAGAGGCUUUUAUAAAAAAUCAAAAAUGGUGUAGUUCUAAUCCUAAAUCUAAAGAGAUAGAUAAAUAUAUUUCUGAAAUGAUUGCAUUGCAAGACCUUCCUUUCAAUUUCGUGGAAGGUAUUGGAUUUAAACGACUUUUAGGGCUAUAUUUCACCGGGACACCAUGGCGGCGCAACCAGUCGCCGCUGCCAACAAAAUGUAUACAGCUCUAUAGAGAGUUACUCACCUGGUGUCCGUUUAGUUGCGCAACCAAUUUGGCGGCGCGACCAACUCGGACGCGUGCAUAGAAUGUUACUGGUUGCGCCGCCGCGCCGCCACGCUGGUCGCGCCACCACUAACUACUAUAGCGCGAUAUGGUGUCUCACUCACUCGGCCGCCAGUCCGGCUGCCAGUGACGCUCCCACCUCAUUGCAUGCAGCACGUGUCGCAGUUAUGUUUUAUUUUUUAACUGCUUAUUUUAAUAUCUGAUUAGUUUGUUAACUGCAUACGAUGGAUAAUUUCGAUACAGAAAGGUUUAUUAUCGAAAUUAAAAGUAGACCAUCAAUUUGGGAUAAUUCCUCGUCAGAUUAUUCCGAUAGAGAUUUGAAAAAGAAAUGUUGGGAGGAAGUUGUAGAUUUAUUUGGAGAACAGGAGCAAACCGUUGAACAAAAAAAGAGCUUUGGGUUAGUGUUGCAAAAAAGGUGGAAAAGCAUCAGAUCAUGCUAUGCGCGGGAAGUCAAACGUCAAAGAAAUGUUAAGUCCGGGUCUGGAGCCACUAACCGCAAAAGCGAAUAUAUAUAUUUUAAGCAGUUACAGUUUCUACAAAAAGUAGUAGCUAUCAGAGAAGGUGAAGAAGAAAAAAAUUCGGAGAGCUCUGAAGUAGGCGAGCGACCAAAAAAAGUUACAAACAAACGUAAACUAGCAGUAGACGAUGAUCCUUUUAUUCAAGCAUUAAAUAAUUCAAUUGAGCAAAGACGCCGUGAGACAACAGAGCAGAGACUACGCGAGACAGCUGAGGUUGACGAAGAUCGGCUAUUUUUGCUUUCAUUGUUGAGCACAUUAAAAAAUCUACCUCCUCAAAUUAAAAUGGCUACCAAAAUAAAGAUGCUAACUUUGUUGAACGAUGCGUCAGGUUUUUCUGGUAACAGGACGUUUGAUUAUACUGGUCCGUCUUUUCGGAAUUCUCCAGAAAUUAAUCCAGGUGGCAGGAUGAUGAGUCAUGACACCUACCAUCCUGGUUAUUCGACGCAACGGCAAGUGAUUGCUACUGAAUAUCCUGGACCAAGUUAUAGGACAAACACGAAUUAUCAGAAUGAACCUAUCACAAGUAGUCCUAAUUCCCCAUAUAAUUCUAUGAAUACAAUGACAUAUGCAAGUUCUCCAAGCGACACAAAUGAUUCACAGGACUCAGAACCACUUAUGGAUCUAUAUAGCACUUAAACGUUCAUGCUUGUUUGUUUGUCUACAUUUUUUAAUAAAACUUACUUUAAAAAUGUUCAUAGUUUGAUUUAACUUACCU
Trichoplusia ni (cabbage looper) is the source of this 2748-nucleotide messenger RNA. RefSeq lists its product as uncharacterized. Gene Ontology annotation, biological process: regulation of transcription by RNA polymerase II. The record is from RefSeq and is a predicted model, not a curated record. The transcript has 2 exons. Bases 1740 to 2669 code for a protein of 309 amino acids. Gene Ontology annotation, cellular component: transcription regulator complex; nucleus. Gene Ontology annotation, molecular function: DNA binding. NCBI's taxonomy places the organism in Eukaryota, Metazoa, Arthropoda, Insecta, Lepidoptera, Noctuidae.